GAAACAUGAAGCAUCCGUUGUGGUUUUGAUAGGGAUAAAAAAAAACACAAACGCGGCGUUGUUUUUUUCCGACAAGAAAAAAGAUUCAAAAUUUUAUCGGGAGAAGGUUUUGUCUGAAUCAUUUCUUUCGAAAGGUUUUUGAGUCUUUUUUUGAAAAAUGGGUUUGGAGAAAAAAUCUGCAUUGUUGGAAGAUUUGAUUAAGCAAUGCGGUGGUUGUGCGGUGGUCGACGGUGGUUUCGCUACCCAGCUUGAGAUUCACGGCGCCGCUAUUAAUGACCCUUUGUGGAGUGCUGUUUCUCUCAUCAAGAAUCCUGAACUCAUCAAAAGGGUUCACAUGGAAUACUUGGAAGCUGGUGCAGACAUUGUGGUUACUUCAUCUUAUCAGGCUACUAUCCCGGGGUUUGUUUCGAGAGGUUUAUCGACGGAAGAGAGCGAGUCUUUGCUACAAAAGAGCGUAGAAUUAGCUGUCGAAGCUCGUGAUAAAUUCUGGGACAAAGUGAGCAAAAUUACAGGACAUAGCUACAACAGAGCUCUUGUUGCUGCUUCUAUUGGAAGCUAUGGAGCUUAUCUUGCUGAUGGCUCUGAGUACAGUGGAAACUAUGGUGAGAAUGUGAAUUUGGAUAAACUAAAAGACUUCCAUAGGAGAAGACUUCAAGUUUUAGUGGAAGCUGGUCCUGAUCUUCUUGCCUUUGAAACCAUACCGAAUAAACUCGAGGCUCAGGCGUGCGUUGAGCUUCUGGAGGAAGAGAAUGUGGAAAUCCCAGCAUGGAUCUGCUUCACAUCUGUAGAUGGUGAGAAAGCUCCAUCAGGUGAGAGCUUUGAGGAAUGCCUCGAACCUCUUAACAAAAGCAACAAUAUCUAUGCUGUUGGCAUUAACUGUGCGCCUCCUCAAUUCGUCGAAAGUCUUAUUUCCAAAUUCGCCAAGCUGACCAACAAGGCUAUCGUUGUCUACCCGAAUAGUGGAGAGGUUUGGGAUGGAAAAGCCAAACAAUGGCUGCCAUCACAAUGCUUUGGUGAUGAUGAAUUUGAGAUGUUUGCAACGAAAUGGCGUGACCUUGGAGCUAAACUCAUAGGAGGGUGUUGCAGGACUACACCUUCCACCAUUAAAGCUAUCUCCAGAGAUUUGAAAAGAAGAUGAGUUUUUCUGAGAAGAAGAUUAAAGAUUCUUUCAAACUUGUUAACUAGCUUAAUACCUUGACCAUUUGUUAGGGCUAUCUAUCAGUGUUCUGUUAUUUCUUGUUGUUCAAGUUUUCUUUGUUGUCUGAUUUAUAUGUAUCGGUAACAAACUAGGACUUGGGCUUUUUAUAUGUAAAAGCCCAUAGUUGUCUUUUUAUAUUAUUUAUCAAAAUAGCCCGAUUUGAAUCUUUAA
Molecule: messenger RNA, 1369 nt
Organism: Camelina sativa (false flax)
Lineage: Eukaryota; Viridiplantae; Streptophyta; Magnoliopsida; Brassicales; Brassicaceae
Product: homocysteine S-methyltransferase 1
Biological process (GO): S-methylmethionine cycle
Molecular function (GO): zinc ion binding; S-adenosylmethionine-homocysteine S-methyltransferase activity
Source: RefSeq, a predicted model, not a curated record